ACUGGCCACCCCUUUGAGCCUGGCUCCUCUCUACAUUUCUUCCUAGGUUCCUGCUUGCUGGGGAGUUUUUUGUGGCCACUUUGCUUCUACAUCUGCAUUGCUUGCUCUUUGGGGAUUGAGGCUGUGUUUUUGUUAAGCACUUUGUGAAAGCUUCUGAUGUAAUAAGGCCUACAUAAAAUACAUGUGAUUGACAUGUAUAUCACACCAACUGACUGGUUCUUCUGAUGUUGUUCACACAGGAGACCAUAUAGAGACAUUCUCUACAUCCAGAGAGCAACAGCAGGAAGAUCACAGAGCUAAGAGGUCUCACCACUGCCCACAUUGUGAGGAGAUUUUCCCAUUUCUAUCAAAGCUAAAAAUCCACCUAAAAAUCCACAUAAUGGAGAAUCAGAAUUCCUGUACUGACUGUAGGAAGAAUUUCACAACAUUAAAGGCUCUGACAGUUCAUCAGAGAGUGCAUACAGGAGAGAAGCCUUACUCCUGCCCUGACUGUGUAAAAUGCUUCACAACAUCAACUGAGCUAAAAGUUCAUCAGAGAACACACACAGGAGAGAAGCCUUACUCCUGCUCUGAUUGUGGAAAGAGUUUCUCUCAACUGGGCACCUUAAAACACCAUGAACGUAUACACACGGGAGAGAAGCCUUACUCCUGCUCUGACUGUGGAAAUAGGUUCUCUGUACUGGAACACUUGAAAGCACAUGAACGUAUACAUACAGGUGAGAAGCCUUACUCCUGCUCUGAAUGUGUUAAAUGCUUCACAACAUCAACUGGGCUAAAAGUUCAUCAGAAAACCCAUACAGGAGAGAAGCCUUACUCCUGCUCUGAUUGUGUAAAAUGCUUCACAACAUCAUCUAGGCUAAAAGUUCAUCAGAGAACCCAUACAGGAGAGAAGCCUUACUUCUGCUCUGAUUGUGCGGUGAGUUUCUCUUUACUGAGCCACUUAAAACGACAUACACAUAUACACACAGGAGGGAAGCCUUACUCCUGCUCUGACUGUGGAACGAGUUUCUCUUUACUGUGCCACUUAAAACGACACGAACGUAUACACACGGGAGAGAAGCCUUACUCUUGCUCUGACUGUGGAAAGAGUUUCUCUGUACUGGGCCACUUAAAAAGACACCAACAUGUACACAAGGGAGAGAAGCCUUACUCCUGCUCUGAUUGUGUAAAAUGCUUCACAACAUCAACUGAGCUAAAAGUUCAUCGGAGAACACACACAGGAGAGAAGCCUUACUCUUGCUCUUAUUGUGAAAAAUGCUUCACAACAUCAACUGGGCUAAAAGUUCAUCAGAGAAAACACACAGGAGAGAAGCCUUACUCCUGCUCUGAGUGUGUAAAAUUCUUCACAACAUCAACUGGGCUAAAAGUUCAUCAGAGAACACACACAGGAGAGAAGCCUUACUGCUGCUCUGACUGUGGAAAGCGUCUCUCUCGAAUGGGCCAGUUGAGAAGACACCAACGUAAACAUAAAGGAAAUACGCCUUACCACUGAUCUGACGAGAAUAUGUUUUAAAACAGGAGAGAAGCCUGACUCUUGCUCUGAUUUUGUCAAAUGCUUCACAACAUCAACUGGGCUAAAAGUUCAUCAGAGAACACACACAGGAGAGAAGCCUUACGUCUGCUUUCAAUGUGGCAAGAGUUUCUCCCAAUUGGGCAAUGUUAAAACACACCAACGGAUACACACUUAAGAGAAGCCUUAUCACUGCACUGACUGUGAGAAGAGAUUCUACAGAUUGGGCCAUUUAAAAAGACACCAAUGUAUACAUAAAGGAGAGAAGCCUCAUCAAUUCUCUCAGACACGCUAAGAUUAAUCAUGCCACUUAAUUCUCAUCUCAUAAAGUAAUUGGCCAUGUUGAAUUGGCUCAAAUGAAGAAAGUGUAGAACACUCUAUUGUUGUCCUAUUGUUUCUCACUGUGAGAGAACUGUGCAGAGGAAAGGGUGCGUUUAAGGGCCUCCCGGGUGGCGCAGUGGACUAAGGCUGUGCCACCAGAGAUUCUGGGUUCGCGCCCAGGCUCUGUCGCAGCCGGCCGUGACCGCGCACAAUUAGCCCAGCGUCGUCCGGGUUAGGGAGGGUUUGGUCGGCAGGGAUAUCCUUGACUCAUCGCGCACUAGCGACUCCUGUGGCAGGCCAGGCGCAGUGCACGCUGACCAGGUCGCCAGGUGUAUGGUGUUUCCUCUGACACAUUGGUGCGGCUGUUUUCUGGGUUGGAUCAUUGUGUCAGGAAGCAGUGCGGCUUGGUUGGGUUAUGUUUCAGAGGACGCAUGGCUCUCGACCUUCGCCUCUCCCGAGUCCGAACGGGAGUUGCAGCGAUGAGAAAAGACAGUAACUACUACCAAUUGGAUACCACGAAAUUAGGGAGAAAAAGGGGUAAAAAAAGAAGAAAGGGUGCGUUUAUAGAAUGUUAGCCUCUCUUUACUUUACUGAUCAGUAUGCACCUUGUCAGUUUUGAUGAGUUUUGUUAGCUUCUACUGCAAAGAUAUUAAGCUGACCUUGAAUUUGCCCUUAAGGUUGAAUAUCCUCUGUGAGGCGUCUCACAAUGGAUUCUGAUGGUUGACUGGGUGGUACUGCUUCCCUCUGCAGUUUUCUGUGGGAAUGAGCUAGUAGACACAACCUACACUGAGUGUACAAAACAUUAAGUACACCUGCUCUUUCCAAAACAUAGCUUUCACCUGGGUUCACCUGGUCAGUCUAUCUUCCUUAAUGAUGUCGUUUUUGUGUAUUUCUUAUGGACCCUCAUUAGCUUUCAGCAAAAACAAGAAACUGCGGUUGCAGUGGGCUAAGGAAUGAAAACACUGGACACAUAUUGCCUGGUCUGAUUAAUCCCGGGUUCCUGCUGUUUCACGCUGAUGGGAGGAUUAGGGUAUGAAGGAAACCACGAGUACAUGCAUCCAGUGGUGGAAAAAGUACCUAACUGUUGUCAUGACUUUCCUCUGUGGGUAAGGUUUAUGACCCCCCCCCAUAAAUACCUUUCUCCCUUCCCUCUCUCUUGACACUAGAGGGACUCUUGAAUAGCCUUUGUUAAACAUAGAGAGUCUGGGAACAUCAAACAAGUGGAGGGAAAGGAACCACAUUUCGGUAAUAGAACCAGUUGAAAAUAUGCGUUGGUACUUAAUGAAUAUGAUGUCAGUUCGGUUGUCAUCUGAGACAUUAUGACUGAUGACAGGAGGACCUAAACUGUAUCUGGGAAAGUCUACACAUUAUAAUGAUCAGAUUCACAUGGAAUUGUUGUGCAAUUCAAAUGUUUAAACAUAAAAUUAUUUGUGAAAAGAUUAAAUGUAAUUUUAGCUUCCAAAUGAGAGAUUUGAGUUUUCAUAAGGUUAGGUCUCUGCUCAAUCAGUGGCCCGCCCCUGUGAAGAGACAUGGGUUAUAAACUAUGAAACACACCCUUCUCUCCCUCCACUAUAUAAGCCCUUGACGAAAAUGUAACCUCCUGUUCCGGGUACAUUAGGAUUACGAUCCGAUGUCAGAAGGAUUCAGAUAAUAACUACAGAACGAAGCCAACCUCAGCGUGAGCUUUGGUUGCGAAUGGUUUGAACUCUUAUUCGCUACAGAAGUGAUACCUCCUAGCCGUUGAGUUAGCAGCGGCUGCUGUAAACGUGGGCUAGGAGAGGACAGACAGAGUAUCCCGUCUACCACACAACGACGACACUACAACGUAUACCGUUCACCACCUGAGACACUCUUCAAAGGACAAAGGACUCACAGCCUUCCAUCUACCACCAACCUAUUGAAGCGCAGCUCAGAGUAAAUAUUUAUUGCAUUUUCCUUUUCCGAAUUGGCGGUAAUUUAGAAUGCAUAAGAUUCUGUAUUUACGAUCGAGUAGCUGCCUACGGCCCGAUAGAGACACAGCUUCUCCCUUUGUUCUUCAGUCUUCCCGCUCUUUCACUCAAACCCAACCCCCUUUUCUUUGUGUAACCAGCUGUCAUAUCUGUUCCGUCCGCCAAGGACGUUUUCCUUUAUGACAUAAUUUGUAAUCAAGGUAUGAUUCAUUCUGUGUAUAUGUAAUUCUGUGUGAUUAGUUAGGUAUUUAGUAAAUAAAUAAUUAAACCCAAUUUUGUAUUGCUGAUUCAACUUGUUAGCCAGGGUUCGUGAAGAUAACCAAGAAUUUACAACUUUCAGAUGAGACUGAAAUAAGGUGACGAUUAAUAUUGACUGCUAUUGAUCUAAAAUAUUACUAGGUCUUAAAGAGUUUAUUCGGAAGAUAACUGCUCUAUAAAUAUUAUUUUGUGGUGCCCCGACUUUCUAGUUAAUUACAUUUACAUGAUUAGAUCAAUCAGGUAAUAUUAAUUACGGAGAAAGGAUUUUAUAGAAUAGCAUGUCAUAUCACUUAAUCCGGCAUAGCCAAAGACACG
Salvelinus fontinalis (brook trout) is the source of this 4353-nucleotide messenger RNA. Its product is annotated as gastrula zinc finger protein XlCGF17.1-like. The record is from RefSeq and is a predicted model, not a curated record. The transcript has a single exon. Bases 380 to 1492 code for a protein of 370 amino acids. NCBI's taxonomy places the organism in Eukaryota, Metazoa, Chordata, Actinopteri, Salmoniformes, Salmonidae.